ACUAUUCAAAUAUAUUUCUUUUUAAACAUUUACACUCCCUGAGUGCACCAUCCAUUAAGAACACACACACACACACACACACACACACACACACACACACUGAUCGAGUUACACAGAUCUAGGUUUGCUGUCAGGAUCCUCGAAGCCCCGUCAGUUUGCUUGUCCCUCUCCACCUGUAGGAUUCCUUCCAUUUGCAGGAUUUGCUUCAGUUUGAUCCUAAAGCAUAUUAAAGUCAUCAUCCAACAUCAAAUAGCACCAUUCAAUAUGGAGUCGCCACUGUGUCAUGGCUGUGGGUCAUCAGUUACACUCAGCUCCACCUGGCUCCUCUCCAGACCUCGGUGACACAGCGGGACAAGGAAGAAACGAGACAGCGAGGGAUUUGACCUGCCUACUCACCUGCAUCAUGAAUGCUGUGGAGAAGAAGUGAAUCCAACACAGUAUCUCAGAGUCCCUGAGGUCAAAGGUCAAGAUGAUGCAACGGAUCCUCCAUGACAUGUACGUGGAGCCGGAAUUGCUGGCUGAGCUGAAUGAGGAACAAAAGCAGAUCCUCUUCUACAAGAUCCGGCAGGAGCAGGUCAGGCGCUGGACAGAGCGCGAGGUAAAAGAAGAAAGUUCGGAGAAGACCUCGACUCAAUCGCUGAAGGAAGGCGAGAGAAAGCGUGUACAGUGGCUAAGUGGCCUUGAUGGUGAGGUAUGGGUGUGGGUGAUGGGUGAAGCUGCUGGAGAUAGGCCUUACGAGCAGAUCAUCAAAGCGCUGAUGGAGGAGAAAGCACGAAGGCAGGCCCAACUCGAGGCUCAGGAGCUGUGGCGAAAGAAAGAAGCCGAGAUCAAGCAGAAGUUUAGGGAUGCCAUCGCUAAAGAGAAGGCACGUCUGGUAGCCGGGAAAUGGAAAGAGGAAGCAGAGGACAGAAAAGCAGCCAAGCAGGAAGAAGAGCGCAUCCAGGCGGAGCUGAAGAAACGUGAAGAAGAAGAGAGGCAGAGGGGAGAGGAAGAGGUUCGGUGUGCUGAGGAGAAACGAGCGAAAGAGCUGUACGUGUCGCUACAGCAGGAGCAAAGACAAAGCGAACACGAUGACAAGGAUUGGGAAGAACAAUUGCAGCGUUCCAAAGCGGCGGAUAAGGAGAUGAUGAGGAGAGCACGCUGGGCGAGGGACGAGUACAAGCGUCAAUCCAGCCGAGCCACUGAGAAAAGCCAUUUCAAGCAGCAAAUCCCCGUAAGCAGGAGACAAAGCGCGAUCGGAGCGGAGCCAUCAGACAAAUCCCAGGAUGACGUCCCUCCUUCUGGUAAAGGGCGUUCUCGAGCCGGGCUCCAGCCUGCCGAACCGCCGCUGUACCGCCGGAGACAGAGCCGCAGACACAGUGGCACCGCAGCACAGCCGCUCAGGGACAGCCCUCCCUGGGUUCGUGCUCCUCGUCCCAGCUCUAGAGAGUCGCUCAUACUGUGGUUCAAUGAGGACCAGAAGCCGAAGAGGGCUGGAUAUGAACGGACGAGCGACAUCGUCGCCACAUGGUUUCACGGAAUAAUUUCCCGUGAGGAAUCAGAGAAGUUACUGAUGAACGAAGCUGAAGGCUCCUACCUGGUGCGGGUCAGCGAGAGAAUCUGGGGUUACAUUCUAUCAUAUCGCACAGCCACUGGCUUCAAACACUUCAUGAUUGAUGCUUCGGGGGAUUAUUACAGUUUUCUAGGAGUGGACCAGAACCGCCACGCCACUCUUGCUGACCUCAUCGACUUUCAUAAGGAGGAAGUCAUUACCACCACCGGAAAGGAGCGAUUAAAGGAGGCAUGCAGGCAGACGGCGCCCCUUGGAGACUACGGAGGACUUUUCCCUUAAACCUUCACAACCAUUAACUUGCUGUUAGAUGUUAGUCUCUAGAAGCUAAUGCUGUAUUUAACGAAAAGUCGUAAUUUCCGACCGCUGACUUAGAAAAUCUCGGAAUUCCUGUUUUCUAAUACAGAGUUCAGCAAAUUACAUCAAAUCAAAUUGUUAACAAACGAGAUUCUCAUGUUAUUUCUCUACAGUGAUUUGCCAAUGAUUACAGUUUUUAUUUAUUAAUGAAAAUCUCAUUUAUUUUUUAUCCCUUUACAGAUGCAUUUAAUGUUGUUGAAGAUCCACAAACAUUUUAAAUUUCAUCCAGAUUCUCCAGAUUAGAUUGGAUUCAUUUUGAUUUUUAUUUGCAUGAUGCUUUUGUCAAUGGACGUUGUCCCAAAGCAGACUGAGAGAAAUAUAUAAACUCUGGAUAUAUAUAGUUUUUUGUUUAAUUUUUAGAGUAGAUUGGAUUGAAAGACUAUCAUUUUUGUUUGUUUACACUAUUAAUGCAUAAACUUUCAUAAACUCUGCUGAAUUGUUUAUUAAAUCUCUUGAUUACAUUCUUUGUUCAAAGAAAUAGGUUUCUUCUUGGUGCAGGUUUCAUGCACUGAUGAGCAAACGUGUGAACCAGAUCUGAAAUUCUCAUGAGAAACAACUGAAAAUGAAACUUCCGUUUAGAAUCUGGUUC
This is a messenger RNA of Hemibagrus wyckioides, 2495 nucleotides long. RefSeq names its product SH2 domain containing 4Ba (gene sh2d4ba). The record is from RefSeq and is a predicted model, not a curated record. The transcript is spliced from 9 exons. NCBI's taxonomy places the organism in Eukaryota, Metazoa, Chordata, Actinopteri, Siluriformes, Bagridae. Gene Ontology annotation, cellular component: cytoplasm. Bases 470 to 1831 code for a protein of 453 amino acids.